Messenger RNA from Rhea pennata, 2893 nucleotides. RefSeq names its product kinesin family member 9 (gene KIF9). The record is from RefSeq and is a predicted model, not a curated record. Gene Ontology annotation, cellular component: kinesin complex; microtubule. Gene Ontology annotation, biological process: microtubule-based movement. Bases 155 to 2767 code for a protein of 870 amino acids. NCBI's taxonomy places the organism in Eukaryota, Metazoa, Chordata, Aves, Rheiformes, Rheidae. The transcript has 23 exons. Gene Ontology annotation, molecular function: ATP binding; ATP hydrolysis activity; microtubule binding.
GGCGUCGCCAGCCGCGGGGGCGGGCGGUGCUGCGGGCGGCCCCGGCCCUGGUCGCGGUCCCGGUCCCGGUCCCGGCCCCGGCCCCGGCCCAGGCCCAGAUGCUGAAUGAUCACUUAUGGUGAUGGCAAACCCUGCUGUUGUCCUUUAGACAUUUAUGGUUCAGAUGGGCGAGGAGGUUUUUAGAGUUAAAAUGGAUACAGUACAAAAGAGAGUCCAGGCAUUUGUGCGAGUCAAGCCGACAGCUGAUUUUGCUCAAGGCAUGAUCAAGUUUGGACGAGACAACAAGAGCAUAGACAUAUACAUCAAAAAAGAUGUCAAGAAAGGAGUUGUGAAUAACAGGCAGACUGACUGGUCCUUUAGGCUGGAUGGUGUCCUUCACAAUGCCUCUCAGGAACUGACUUACGAGACCGUAGCUGAGAAAUUGGUGUCUGAAGCUUUGAGUGGCUAUAAUGGCACUAUAAUGUGCUAUGGGCAAACCGGGGCUGGUAAAACUUAUACGAUGACAGGAACAACUGCAGACUACAAGCAUCGAGGAAUCAUACCCCGAGCUAUACAACAGGUUCUCAAGGCAACUGCACAUUGUGUUGAUCGAUUCGUCACUGUCCGAGUAUCCUACCUGGAAAUCUACAAUGAGACCUUGUUUGACCUUCUGUCCACCAUGACAAGCAGUGGGACCAGUGACGUGCAGAUGGCUGUAGUGGACUGCCCACAGGGUGUCUAUGUGAAGGGCUUAUCUAUACAUAGAGUUAGCCAUGAGGAAGAUGCUCUAAAUCUCCUGUUUGAGGGUGAGACCAAUAGAGUAAUAGCAGAACAUACAUUGAAUAAAAAUUCAUCCAGAUCCCACUGCAUUUUUACUAUCUAUAUUGAGUCUCAUUUCAGAGUUUUCUCAGAUGUCAAACGGAUUUCUUCAAAAAUCAACUUAAUAGAUCUGGCAGGCUCAGAGAGACUGGGUAAGACUGGGUCUGAAGGGCAGGUUCUGAAGGAAGCCACGUACAUCAACAAGUCUCUGUCAUUCCUUGAGCAAAUCAUCAUUGCCCUGGGUGAUCCUAAGAGGGACCACAUCCCCUUCCGGCAGAGCAAGCUCACUCAUGUUCUCAAGGACUCACUUGGGGGAAACUGCAAUACUGUCCUGGUGGCAAAUAUCUGUGGGGAAGCUGUGCAUGUAGAUGAGACUUUGUCUUCUCUUCGUUUUGCUACCAGAAUGAAAUGGAUCACAGCAGAGCCAGUCAUCAAUGAGACAUGUGAUGCAGGGUGGAUCGUGAAGACUUUGGAGAAGGAGAUUAUUUUUCUUAAGCGGGAGCUGGCCAUGCAUGACAGCUUGGUAAAUCGUUCUUUGGUGACUUAUGACCCUCUCACUGAAAUCCAGAUAGCAGAUAUUAAGUCUCAAGUCCUAAAAUACCUAGAAGGAUCCAUUGAUGAAAUCGAUAUAGUGAACAUCAGGCAAAUCCAGGAAGUUUUUAAGCAGUUCAAACUACUUUUAAGUCAACAGGAGCAGGAAGUGGAGGCCAGAUUACGAAGCAAGUAUGCUCUCAUAGACAAAAAUGACUUUGCUGCUGUUGCUGCUGCUCAAAAGGUGGGCGUAGUUGAUGUGGAUGGCCAUGUGGUGGGAGAAAUAGAUGGGCAGGAUUUUGGGACUGGAGCUGCUCCUUUUUCAUCCAAACAUAGUGGGAAGAAGAUGAAACCCAGGAAAACCAAAGAGCAGGGCAGCUACUUCUAUGGCCUAGCGCAUCUGCAUGGUUCCUCCCUGACCUUGCCCCCAAGACCGUGGGUUAGAGAGGAGAGGAUCCACCAAGGCUCUGUGUCCAUCUGUCUGUGUCCAUGGGGGCUCCUCUGUGCAGUUCUUCGUUUGGAGAAAUGGAACAAGAUGUGGAAGGAAGGAAUUGGGACCUCUCUUUCUGGGAAAGAUCUGGAUGUUCUUCUACAAUCAAAAAGUCAGAUAAUUUCCACCAAGGAUUUGGAUGCGAAAGAGGGAGCAAGAAACCAGGAUGCAGCAAGUAUUGACACACAGCCCCCAAAGCUAGCCCCUGUGAGGGACUCCCAGCAGCCCAGCUCCCCUCCAUCCAAGCUGGUGGCAUUUGAGCAAUUUAAGAAGGAGUGCGGCAGUGAGAUCAACCGCAUCUUUAAAGAGAACAAAAGCAUCCUCCUCGCCAGAAAGAAGAGAAGCAGUACAAUAGCGCAGAGGCUCAACCUGAUCAAGCGUGAGAUGGAGGGCAUCAAAGAGGCUCUGGGGGCUCAGAAACGGGAGCGGUGGCAACAGGGAGAGUAUGCUGAUGAGAAAGGACAGAUCAUAAUUGAUGAAGAGGAGUUUCUACUCAUUAUGAAGCUUAAGGACUUGAAGAAAGAGUACAGGUCUGAUUAUGCUGAACUUCAGGAUCUGAAGGCUGAAGUCCAGUACUGCCAGCAUCUGGUGGACCAGUGCCGGAACAAACUCGUCUCAGAGUUUGAGAUCUGGUACAAUGAGUCCUUCCUUAUCCCCAAGGAUGUGCAGGAUACUCUGAAGCCUGGUGGCAACAUCAGACCUGGAAUGAUUCCCAUAAACAGAGUCAUGUGCCUGGAGGAAGAUGUGCAGGACAGGUUUGAGCGGAUGCAGGAAGCAACGCUGCCAGCCUGUCCGGAUUCGGUCUCGUUCUACAACGCGAAAAUGAAGGCUGAUCAAAAGCACACGUACGCUAGGACUAUGUUGUCCCUCGAGCAAAUGCGCAAGAAACCUGGGCUCAUCACAGCUACCAUGAAGAACAAACCCCUGUCAUUUCUGCGUGUCACAUAGCAGAUACGGACUCAGCCCGGAUCCCGGCAUUCAGUGCAAGCGGGGAAAAGCAGCUUGGCCUCAGGAAGUGUCCCACGUGUGUUUUCAGAGUAGAUUUAUCAAAAAUAAACACCAGUAGAAACAAAA